AUGACAACUAAAUUAAAUGAAAAGAAAGCAACACCCAUGCCUCCAGAAAUAGAAGCACUAAGAUUAGCUGCUCUUUCGACGAGAAAUCCCAGGAAGGAGAAGUCAAAAGUCGAUGAGAGCUCGACUCAAUACGAUUUUCCUGUUGCAAAUGUAUCUAGCAAUACAAAUUCGCCUAUCAUGCAACCAGCAUCUGUGAAUCAAGUUACUGCUGAGGACGUUAUGAUUGAAGACGGCAACUUUUCUGAAAGAGAGGAAGGCGAAUUAAGUGAUUCAGAUUCAAUAAACGGUUACAAUGAACCUUCUAGGGAAAACGGUUUUCAACAUAAAAGUGAGGAAACCACUGUAUUAAUGGCUAACACCACAGAUCAACAACAAUCCUACCAACAGCCUUGUCUAGGUGGGUAUUUACCUUUAAUUUUAUAUAAGCAAUUAAAUUCAAAAUAUGCUGAAGAAGAAUUAACGAGAAAAUUGUUAGCUGACUUAUACCGGUUGUCUGCUACACCCGAUGACAUAAUUGAAGAGGGGAUUCCUGUGGAUGUUGUUAUCAGGUUUUCUCGUGAGAUAAAUUAUCCGUUGCCACCACAUCUUGCCGUAUUUAGUAUCCCUGUCCGUAAACCAGCAACACCCAUAGAGGUACCUACUCAUGGAAGCACGAGUUCAAAUAUUAAUCAAACCCCAUUUUUAGCCACCCGUGAGACAAAUUAUGUCAUCGAUUUAAGCGAUGAAUCUCGAAAUACGAGUUCAAAUAAUAAUCAAAACCCAUUUUUAGCCACUCGUGAGACAAAUUAUGUCAUCGAUUUAAGCGAUGAAUCUGACAAUGAACGCAUUACUGGAUUAAUUAAACAAGUUAAAUCGUCUUUUAAAAAGGAUACUGGUGCAGAUUCUAAAUUAGAAACUGAAGAUGAAAAGAAGGCACAAUCAGAUGCAAAAAAAAAAGUUGGAGGAAAAGGAACCUCUGGUGCUACAAUACUACAAGAUAAAGUUGUUUCAAACCCUAGCUCUACAAAUACUAAAGUGCAAGUGGGUCCUGGUCCUGGUCCUGUUCCAGGUGUCGCACCACAUCCAGACAUUGCAACAAUUCGAGCAGAAUUAGAAGUGUUUGAGGCUGCCAAAGCCACUCUAAAUGAAAUACGGUCUAAAGUUGAAGCUGAGGAGAGAGAACUCUCCAACAUUCGAUCUCAUAUUAAAGACCAGGAACGGCUCGAAAGCGAUUAUGAAAAAAUGCAACUUGAUUUUAAUGCACAACGUGAAGAGUUACUAAAAAGUCGGAAUGCAUUGGAAGUCAGGAAGGAGUUGAUCGAAUCUCAACUCGUUGAUAUUAAUCGUCAAAUAGAAGAUAGUAAUUCAUUAAUUACUAGUAAAGAGGCAGAGAUCGAAGAUGUUUUAAGC
Racocetra fulgida is the source of this 1389-nucleotide messenger RNA. The record is from the annotation of a GenBank genome assembly. NCBI's taxonomy places the organism in Eukaryota, Fungi, Glomeromycota, Glomeromycetes, Diversisporales, Gigasporaceae.